AUGUCACCCUCAGUGGAAUGGGCGAACCUAUUCUAUGCUCUCACAGGAGCAUCGAUUGCUUACUUGUUCGUGAACGCCAUCUAUCGACUCUAUUUCCAUCCUUUGGCAAAGUUUCCUGGGCCAAAGAUCGCCGCCUUGACUGGGUGGUAUGAGGCCUAUCAUGAUAUGUAUCGUAGGGGGAUGUUCAUAUGGGAGAUUCAAGAGAUGCACGAGAAAUAUGGCCCAAUUGUGCGAAUUAACCCACAUGAGCUGCACAUCCGAGACGCAGACUUUUACGAUGAGCUGUACGCGCCUGCAUCAAAGAAGCGCGACAAAUACAAGGACUGGGUUAUGCUUUCCGGCACCCCUGGCGCAUCGUUCUCAACUGUUUCCCACUCGCACCAUCGUUUGCGACGAAAUGCGCUCAAUCCGUUCUUCUCCAAACAGGCAGUGCAGCGUAUGGAACCAUUGAUCACCGAGAAAAUUGAGCGUCUGAGCUCCCGUUUGAUUGAUGCAGCUAGAACUCAGCGUGUGGUACGCUUGGAUGCGGCACUCAUGGCUCUUACAAUGGAUAUUAUCUGUCACUACUCCUACGGCGAGAGCUAUAAUUAUCUCGCCCUAGACAAUUUCAAGGAGGAAUGGAAAGAAGCCCUGAUCUCUGCGUUGGAAAACGGUAUAUUCCUUCGAAACUUUCCAUGGGCAUUACCCUUGUUGAGGUCAAUUCCCCACUCCAUUCUCAAAGUCCUUCAACCCAAUGCUGCGUCUCUCGCAGAAUGGGCCAUGCUUGUCAAGGAGAAAGUAGACAUCUUGAUACAAGAGGACUCCGCUGGAAAUAAGUCUAAUGGAAGUAUCUUCCAAGUGAUGCUUGAUAGCGAUCUGCCGCCAGAGGAAAAGUCUGCAGCUCGCCUUAUCGACGAAGGUCAAUCUGUCGUCGGAGCCGGGAGCGAAACCACUGCCAACACCUUGACCAUUAUUAUGUUUUACGUUUUGGAGGAUAAGAACCUUUUGCGCAAAUUACGUGAAGAGCUGGCUUCAAUCUCAUUAGACGAGUCUCCUCUUUUGCCGAAGCUGGAGAAACUUCCAUUUUUGACCGCCGUCAUUACCGAAGGUCUCCGAUUGAAUAUUGGUGUCAUGAGUCGAUCACCUCGCAUUGCCUACGAACCUAUCAAAUAUCAGGACUGGGUUAUUCCUCCCGGUACCCCAGUCAGUGAAUCAAUCUAUUUUGUGCACUGGGAUCCCACGUUAUUCCCUGAGCCGUCGAAAUUCCGUCCUGAGCGGUGGAUCAAAGCCCAAGAAACAGGGUUCCGACUGGAAAAAUACAUGAUCUGUUUCUCGAGGGGCAGUAGAUCAUGCUUGGGUAUAAAUCUUGCGUACGCGGAACUAUACCUGACCCUGGCCAAAAUCAUACCUCGAUUCGAAAUGGAUUUAUUCGAGACAACGGUCGAGGAUGUGGAGCCUGAGCGCGACUUUUUCGUCCCAGUACCGAAAUUAGAUUCCAAAGGCGUACGUAUCAAAGUGACGGGAGUGAACUGA
Messenger RNA from Talaromyces marneffei, 1512 nucleotides. RefSeq lists its product as uncharacterized. The transcript is spliced from 5 exons. The coding region runs from base 1 to 1512 and encodes 503 amino acids. Gene Ontology annotation, molecular function: monooxygenase activity; heme binding; oxidoreductase activity, acting on paired donors, with incorporation or reduction of molecular oxygen. NCBI's taxonomy places the organism in Eukaryota, Fungi, Ascomycota, Eurotiomycetes, Eurotiales, Trichocomaceae. The record is from RefSeq and is a predicted model, not a curated record.